UUUAAUUGACAGACGUAUUUCGACAUAGAUUUGACUCAUGUUGUUUUUGCAAAAUAUUGAGUUAUAAUUAAUUUAGUGAGUUUGCUGAUUGUGUUUAUUCCGCUCUUACGAUACUGUACAUACAAUUUUUUGCAACUUGUAAUCACCAGGCUUUUGUUAGAUCACAAUGGUCUCGUUGGAAUGUGACGAGCGAUGUGCAAAUUAUGGCACUAAUCUUCACGUUUGUUACGAUAAUAUAAUUACGGCCGAUUACACUGGCACAACAUAUAAAGGAUUUUACGCGGAUAGUGCACCUGUUGCAGUCAAAACAAUAUUCAAAUGCGAAGAAACUGAACAAUAUUUUCACAAAGAGACAUUUCGAUAUUUGAUGACAAACUCCAAAUUUAAUCGAAAUGAAAAUUUGGUUCAUUAUUUCGAUAUGGACGAAACUGUUAAAUUACGCUUCGUUGUGAUGGAACGAUAUGAUACUGACUUGAGGGACAUGCAAACUGAGAAAUUCCGGAAAAGUGACAGAUUAAAAUUCAUAAAGAGUAUAUGUCAAGCCGUACACAUUUUGCAUUCCGAAAUUAAUAUUGUUCACGGGAAAAUUAAUCCGAAUAAUGUGUUACUGUGGAAAAAUCAAGACGGCAGUUAUACCGCUAAAUUGGCCGACUUUGGCAUUAGCAAAACAUUUUCAGAUGAUUGUACAACAAUCGAUACUAAUGGAACACAAAACGAUGAGUGGAUGUCGCCAAGAUUUUUAAGAGCAAACGACUGUGGAGACAUAAAAUACAAAGCAUCCGCCGCUGACGAUAUUUUCAGUUUGGGAAUGCUGAUCUAUUACAUUUACACAAAUGGAAAGCAUCCUUUUGGUAAUCCUUCAUGGCGAAUUUAUAGCAUCAGAUACAACCGGAUUGAUUCCGAUGACAUUUUAGAAGAGAAUUUCGCAUUUCAGAACUUAAUGCGCGCUAUGACUAACAGGAAACCUAAGGAACGACCGACUAUACAGCAAGUUAUCAAUCAUCCGUUCUUCUGGUCAUACGAGUUCAAUUUUCAUUUCAUUAGAGACGUGUAUAGUAGACUUGGUUCGUUCUGCCAAUUUCAGGAUAAUCUUGAAUCGCGUUUCGAUAUUAUGAAUGAUUUCAGUGGUGGGUGGAAUAAAGCCUUGGAUCCAGAGUGGAUUGCCUACUUACAAAAGCAAAGGGCAAAGACCUCAAGACCGUACAAAUUCAAAAGUUUCGUUAGUUUGUUAGGUUUUAUCUGUGAGAAUUUUGAAAAUCGCUCCGAUUGGGCGAAUGAGACUAAAUUAGUUCCACUAUUAAGAAAUGAUGAGCCUGCUGAUGCAGCGAUCGACGAAUUAUCGUACAUGCGAUAUUUCAUGCGAAAAUUUCCCAAGCUAAUCUUGGUAUUAGCCACAACUGACGGUAUCGAAUCACUCCGGUUGAAUCCAGAUUUUAUAUUACCAUCACAAACGACAUUUGACUUAGGCCCUUCUGACAAAAAACGUGGGUGGAUUAGAAAAGUCUUAUCUGAAAAAUGCACCAAGACGUCGAAAGUAGUUCUCAAAAGAAAAAUCCGCAAAGAGAAGAAGCGUCAAAUAAAACAUUGUGAAAAGAAUCCCAGACGUUCGCAAGUCUCUUAUUUUGGUCAACAGACUGUUUAAGUUGGGAAAAAAUACAAGAUUAUCCGAAGAGACAAUCAAGAUUUUAUAUUAAAUGUAGGAGUAAGUUCCGCAGAUCGCUGGGACAGCGAUCGCAAAAAUGUCAGUAAGUACAAGUCUUCUGUUUGUUGAAAUUUCAUACUGAAAUAUGCAUGGAAAAUUACAGACAUUUUGGUGAUACUGUCCCAGCGAAGAAAAUAAAAUUGCGGUCCAUAAAUUUUUUUUAAUAACUUUUAAUUAUGCUGCCGCUAAUGUGCAUAAAUAACUUUUUCGAUACAAAAUAAUUCUUUUCAAUAGGGGAAUUCCUUUCAUUUUAUUUAUACUGAGUAUAUCGCGUAUAUUCUGAGUAUAUCCAGUAUAACGAGUAUAUCUUCACAUAUUUCGUAUAUUAAGUAUGUCGCAUGUGUUUGACAACUGCCACAUUUAGGAAAAUGAAAUUUUUUACGCGAUGGAUUUCGAUCAAACAACAUGCCAGUGUGUGAUCUCAGGCGUCUGGCAAGGUAAUUAGUUUUUCAAUAGGACCAAUAUCGGCUGAGCGAUAAGACUUUGGAAAAUGUUUGUUUUUGUAUGUGAUUGGCACUUGAUUUCAUAGUGUUGUAGCGAAAACUUACAUUAAACAAAAAUGUGAUAGUUCCUAAUUUUUGAUAAUUGUAUUUUUCGAAAAAGUUUUGUAUGCAAAUUACGCCAGCAUGAAGACAAUGCAUAAGAAAAUGAACACUUUCUGUGUGGUUUGUUUUCCUUGGGUAAUCUAGGGUUUUUCGCAAAUUAAACAGUCUGCACUAUUUAGACUAUUAUAAGAAUAAAACUCCCCAACCCUCUUGAAUAUAUAAAAUUUUUGAGAAUUAGAGUUUUUGACGAAUUGCAACAGCAACUUCACAAAAACAUUCUCUAAAAAAAAUGUCAGUUAUUUCGAAAGAAUACUUUCUAGCAUAUUUAUCAUUUUUUAUGUUUUUUAUGUCCUCAGUAAAGCCAUCUUAAUUUUGUCUCUGAAACUGAGGAAAUUUUUGGUUCAAAAAUAAACUUAUUUGUCAAGAAAUAAUAUUACAUUAUAUAGGUACUAGGGCGCAAUUUUCAUAAAAUCCUUCAGAGUGUAAAAUACUUAGAAGGCGUGGUUCGGAAUUCACGUUAAGCAUGUGGUCCCUAGUGUUAGGGCAUUAAAAUACCAUGUGAAAGUACCUUCACUAGCUAUAACAGCAAAUGGUAGCCGAAUCUUUCACUUAAAAUGUGCUGAACAAUAACCAUACGCUAUUAUUAUUAUUAUUAUUAUACACUAAAUUGCGGUUCUUCCGCCAAUUUGCACACCGCACAAAAUUUACAGCGAGACACUUACAAUCUCCGCGGUACAUAUUAGCUUCAAAAAUGAAAGCUUCAUAUAAACGACAUUGCGGCGAUGUUUUUGCGAAGAUCGCAAAAACAAAAUCUUGAAGUUAAGAGUGAAGUUUUUAGAUUUUCAGGUCAUUCAGAUUUUUAAAAGUUUUUGAGAAAAAAAAAUAGUUUUAAUGAGGAUUUCGUCUUUUAAGUAAGACGACAUCCUUUGGAAUGAUUAUAGUUAUUUACGUAGCGAUUGAGUAGACCCUUUACAUAAAUAGAACUGCUAUAAGGCUCUAUGUAUAUAAGAGUCGUGUACAUGAGUAGUCGUAUUAGUGAUAUAAAAAAAAAUAAAUAAGUGAUAUAAUUUUGCUUGCAAAACCUUUAGCACUCUAGGGUAAAUUUGUUUACUCUUAUCUACGUUGUGUAUAUAGCACAUAAUACACACACAUACACACACACACACCGUAUGCGACAAAGAAUAAUGUGCGUAUCUGUCUUGGCCGGCGGUUUCUAGACAUUAUCACACGAGAAAAAGCCUAGAACCAACUGUCCAAGACAGACACGCAAUAGUUAUUUACGUAUCUGUGGUGAACAGUAUAUUUUAGGCGCGUUUGCGAGUUGUAGCCGGAACGAAGUGAGGGCGACAGCCGAGAGUACCUAAAAUAAACCGUCCACAACAGAUGCGUAUAAACUCUUACAC
Molecule: messenger RNA, 3650 nt
Organism: Bradysia coprophila
Lineage: Eukaryota; Metazoa; Arthropoda; Insecta; Diptera; Sciaridae
Biological process (GO): intrinsic apoptotic signaling pathway in response to endoplasmic reticulum stress; protein phosphorylation; IRE1-mediated unfolded protein response
Cellular component (GO): IRE1-TRAF2-ASK1 complex
Molecular function (GO): protein serine/threonine kinase activity; ATP binding; RNA endonuclease activity
Source: RefSeq, a predicted model, not a curated record